This is a messenger RNA of Sander lucioperca (pikeperch), 1058 nucleotides long. RefSeq names its product P1, F-box associated domain containing (gene nccrp1). The coding region runs from base 133 to 834 and encodes 233 amino acids. Gene Ontology annotation, molecular function: ubiquitin protein ligase activity. The record is from RefSeq and is a predicted model, not a curated record. The transcript is spliced from 6 exons. Gene Ontology annotation, cellular component: cytoplasm; SCF ubiquitin ligase complex. Gene Ontology annotation, biological process: glycoprotein catabolic process; SCF-dependent proteasomal ubiquitin-dependent protein catabolic process. NCBI's taxonomy places the organism in Eukaryota, Metazoa, Chordata, Actinopteri, Perciformes, Percidae.
GCCAGGGAGCAGCGUGCAUUGCGUUGCUUCCAUUGCAACACUGGGGUGUGGCGAAAACUACAGGCUGUUAAUAAAGAUCCUCGCACAGACUUCCUGGAUGUAUCAGACUAUUCCACAGCAUUCGACCCCGCCAUGUCUGCCGCUGAAUGGAAGAAGAGAUGUGAGGCUGAGUGGGGCCUGCAGGGCGCACCGAUGCCCGACAACCUGGACUGGAAGUCCGUGUGUGACGCCAAGCCGUUCGGGAGGAACUUGCUGAGGAACCCUGCGCCUCACGGAUUGAGUAAGGACACCCCCCCACCUGAGCCUGACCUGCCUGAAGUGCCAACACGUGGUCCUCCACGCUUUCAACCUGAGGGUGACUUCAGUGGCUGGACCACGAGCACGGAAGUCCUCCCCUAUGAUAGAAGUGGCAUCCCAGAAGGUGCUGUGAUCUGUGCACUGCCUCAAUACAGCUGGUUCUCCAUGGAGCAGGUUGUGGACCUGAAGGCAGAGGGACUGUGGGAGGAGCUGCUGGAUGAUUUUCAGCCUGAAAUAGUCAUCCAAGACUGGUAUGAGGAGAGCCAGCUGCAUGAUUCCAUCUACCAGCUGAAUGUGAAGUUACUGGGUGCAGACAAAAGCACAGUGCUCUCAGAGCACACGGUCAGUCCCACCGAGGACCGCAGUGCCUACUCCCACACCUGGAAGGAGGUGUCACAUGUGUUCUCUGGCUAUGGACCUGGGGUGAGAUAUGUCCACUUCCUGCACCGACUGAAGAACAGUUUCCUGAACGAGUUCUUCCCCACGCUGUUCACCGGCAGCUCAGUGAUGGUCAGACCAACCAGAACCAGCUCCUAGGCUGAAUCCUACUGAUACUGCAAUGUAACUAACCAGAUCAACACAUUUGCUUUUAGAAUAGUUGAUAUAGGUUUGAUUUUAAUACAAAUAAAACCAUUACAAAGUGUGCAAUCAUCAGUCAUUUGAUUUCCUUUGUAUGCUGAUUGUUGGGGUAGAUGUUGAGAGAUGUGUUUUAAUUUGACAUUUACUUUUAAGGUUUUUUCAAAAUAAAGGGGGGGAAGGAA